AUGUCACCAGUAAGCAAAUGUGUUCGUAAGUUGCAAAAAAAUAUAUCAAUCGCUCACCAAAUAUUACAAAAUAUAGAAAAUGCUGAAAGUAUUGAAAGUGAUAGCGAUAUUAGUGACAAUGAAGUGCUUGAAGAAAAUGCGUUUAUAGAUGAAGAAAAAGCAGAAGCAGUUAGUAAUGUAACACGUCGACGUAAAAGAGCUAAAAGCAGACAAGCUGCCACAGGAACAAUUAAUAUUACAAAUUUUUUUUCUAAAGAUGAAAAAUUCGAUCUAAAAAGUAGUGAUGAUGAUAACCAAGAUGUAGACUGUAUUGAUGAUGACAACCAAGAUAUAGACUGUAUUGAUACAGAAAAUAAUCAGCAGCAAAGUAUUGAGAAUAAUCAGCAGCAUUGUAUCGAUACUAAUCAGCAGAAAAGUAUUGAUAACACAAUUAUGAAAAUUGAAAUGAUGAUAAAAAAUGAGAAGCCUAGAAAGGUUGAACUAGUGCAUUUUCAAUUAGUUAUCUGGUAUUUGCAUUUAUUGCAAAAUGGAAAAAAUAAAACAGAAUCUAGUGAAACUGUCACAACAGUUUGUAAUAAAGGCAAAUAUUAUACUCGAUAUAUAAGAAGAUAG
Racocetra fulgida is the source of this 612-nucleotide messenger RNA. NCBI's taxonomy places the organism in Eukaryota, Fungi, Glomeromycota, Glomeromycetes, Diversisporales, Gigasporaceae. The record is from the annotation of a GenBank genome assembly.